Numida meleagris (helmeted guineafowl) is the source of this 6270-nucleotide messenger RNA. It is a transcript of the gene CAMK4, whose product is annotated as calcium/calmodulin dependent protein kinase IV. Bases 148 to 1395 code for a protein of 415 amino acids. Gene Ontology annotation, molecular function: ATP binding; calmodulin binding; calcium/calmodulin-dependent protein kinase activity. Gene Ontology annotation, biological process: protein phosphorylation. The record is from RefSeq and is a predicted model, not a curated record. The transcript is spliced from 13 exons. Lineage: Eukaryota; Metazoa; Chordata; Aves; Galliformes; Numididae.
CGCCCCGCCCCGGGCCCGCCCCUCGGGCUGGGGGAGCCGCUGGGGAGACGUUGCAGGCGUUGCUUUUGCAGCUCCGACGGUUGCAGCCUGCAGCCGGUGCGGAGCAGGGGGUCUCCUGGCAGCCGUCCCGGCCCGCUGAAAGUCACCAUGCCCUCCACCUCUGCCUCGGGCUCGGCCGGCCGCCCCGCGCCCGACUACUGGAUCGACGGGUCUAACAAGGACACCCUGACCCAGUACUUCGAUCUGGAGUCCGAGCUGGGACGUGGGGCUACAUCCAUUGUCUACAGAUGCAGGCAGAAAGGGACCCAGAAACCUUACGCCAUCAAAAAGUUGAAGAAGACACAAAUAAAAGUUUGGACAAGAAAUAUCAGCCAAUCAUCAGCACACACACUUGUGGAAAGAUGUGGAUUCUUAGAAACUUCGAUAGACAAGAAAAUUGUUCGUACGGAAAUUGGAGUCCUUCUUCGCCUUUCACAUCCCAAUAUUAUAAAACUGAAGGAGAUAUUUGAGACCCCCACAGAUAUCAGCCUUGUCCUGGAAUUGGUCACAGGGGGAGAACUAUUUGACAGGAUUGUGGAAAAGGGUUAUUACAGUGAACGAGAUGCUGCUGAUGCUGUUAAACAGAUCCUGGAGGCAGUUGCAUGUCCGUCUCUAGCAACACAGAAGGUGGCCAUAUGUCCCAGAAGUGUUUUCUUCCAUUACUGCAAGUACCUGCAUGCAAAUGGAAUUGUGCAUCGUGAUUUGAAGCCAGAAAAUCUGCUCUAUGCAACACCAGCACCAGAUGCACCACUGAAAAUUGCUGAUUUUGGGCUUUCCAAAAUUGUGGAAGAUCAGGUGACCAUGAAGACAGUUUGUGGAACUCCAGGGUACUGCGCACCAGAGAUACUACGAGGAUGUGCUUAUGGCCCUGAAGUGGACAUGUGGUCUCUAGGGAUCAUCACCUACAUUCUACUUUGUGGCUUUGAACCAUUUUAUGAUGAAAGGGGAGAUCAGUACAUAUAUAAGAGAACCCUGAACUGUGAAUAUGACUUUGUGUCCCCCUGGUGGGAUGACGUGUCUCUGAAUGCCAAGGAUUUAGUUAAAAAGUUAAUUGUUUUAGACCCCAAGAAACGCCUCACCACUCUACAGGCUUUGCAGCAUCCAUGGGUCACAGGAAAAGCAGCAAAUUUUGCACAUAUGGACAACGCACAAAAGAAGCUUCAAGAAUUCAAUGCCCGACGUAAACUUAAGGCUGCAGUAAAAGCUGUUGUGGCAUCAACUCGUCUUGGCAGUGCUGGCAGUCACAGCAUUCAUGACGGCAACAAGCCCAGCUGUAGUGCAUCUCCGGUCCGUGAUGGUAAGUCUGAAGAGAAAUCCACUCAGGAAGCAGAAGCAGCUCCAGAAGAAAUGUCUUAAGUCAAUGCACUCCCUUAUUACAGCUGAAAUCUGUCAUUUCAUAAACCAGCUAACUUGUCAUUCAGCAGGACAGAUUUGUAAGCUUGGCCUCUCUGGUUCUGCUUUGGGGUGCCAAAUAGACUGCUGGUGAUUCUACCUUCAAUGCAUGUGACUACUUAUGAAAAUAAUAGACUGUUCCAUAAGGCAUGUCAAGGAAACCGUGUUAUUUGCAGUAAUGCUGGCAGGCAAAAAUAUGGGGAUUAAUAACUACCUACCAUAAUACAUAUAUUUCAUAUACAUCUAUACAGUGUUUCUAGAUGUUGUUUGAAACAAAUGCUAUUUAAUUCAGUUCACGAAAGUGUCUUCUGUAUGUCAUGACUUUGAACUCCUUCCUUCCAGAUUCAUAAUCCUGUAGUAGACAAAACGGAAGGAAAUACCAAACCAGUGCUUUUCAAAAUGUUGUAUGAAAUAAUGAUUUUUACAUGUAAAAUUUAAAAACUAUUUGGGGAUUUAUACACAAGAAACAUUCCACUAUUUCUGGGAAGAAACUGAAAUAUUAGUUCUACUGGGCAUGGAAGUGUACAUUCCUCAAGCUUCUGUUGAGAAUGCCUUACUCUGAAUUUUCUUGUUUAUAUACACCAUUCUAAUGACAACCAAAAUUACUCAGAUUCCUGCUAUUUCAUUCUCUAGUAAAGUGUUAGCCAAACAAAAUGACAGAGAAAUAGGGGAUUAAAGAAGAUGCAAAUUUUUUGAAUACUGUUGCAUUUGUUUGUGACUUUCUAAACUGUGCAGCUAGAAAACAUUUUUAUAGGGCCUUUGGGAAUAAUCUGCAAUUAUAUAAGUUUUAAAUGCAUGAAGGAAGCUAUUCCACAAUGUAGUGAUUUUACUCUGGGGAAACACUCUGGGAGAUAGUGUAAUCUAUCUGCUUCCUCAAUAAUUUGACAUCACAAGUAACCAGUUUCCACUUGUCAGCGCAGUUAGUCCAGAUUUUCCUGAGAAAGGACCUCUCAUGCAAAAUGAUCCACAAGCACAGAUUGUUCAUCCACUUAGAGCUCUUGUGUCUAAAGCUACAAGCUGUGUGCAUGGAGCAGCUUGCAAAAUUAGCAUCAGUGUCUUCAGCUGUCUUGAUCUUUUUUUUUGAAUGUGAUCAGUAGGAAUUGAGAAACUACCAAGCAUCAGUGUUUAUGACUGUUUACAUGUUUGAUAUCACUUUGAUAGCAUGGGGAUUUCAUGUUAUUGCUAUAUUACAGAAGUGGCAAAAAGAACCUGAUGUACAAUGCUGUCAUUUGUGUUUAUUAAACUUUCUGAUACUGAUAGUGACCUACAUCCCUUAUUCACUCAAGAUUCCUCUUUUGCUCUGUUUUUAUUUUAAUGUAGGCCUUGCACAACUUGCCUUCAAAAGAUAUACUAGCUGCUAAAAGUCACUGAUAAAACAUUCAGUAGCUACAUUUCCUGAAGAAGUUAAAAUAAAAGGUAAUCGAACAUUACUCAUGGCAGGUGUGCUACAUAAAAUGUAAUCUAGAUUACUAUAAGAAGGAAUACUCUAUUUGCUCAGUGAAAAGCAUGCUAAUGAACAUAUUGUUCUGGAUCUGUUUUACCCAUUUCUUAAACCCUCUGAAUUUGUGCAAAAGAUCUGCUAACUGUGGUUGAAAUUUGACAUACGUGUAUCCGUCCUCUUCUGGGUGAUACCCUUUGAGGUGAUAUGGUACUGUCAGCUGGGGGAGCGGGUGGCAGCGUAGAGCAUGAGGGGCUCAGAGUGUGGUGAAGUGAGAAGAGAACCAUGCAGGUCCUGUUCCUCAGCACCAGAGCCUGCUUCAUCAACUGUGUCUUCUUGCUGUGAAGAAGAUGUGAGUUUAGUCACCCCAGAGAAACACUGGGCUCAGGAAUCCUGAAAAAUGUCAUGUAUGUUAUGUAUGACCAAAGAUCUUAAUAUCAUGCACUUAAUAACAGCUGAUAUAACAGUACUCUUAUUUUUGCAGCAUUGCCACUUAGAGCCUUGGCAGAAGAUGCAGCAAAGUCUGUUCAUAGUAUUUGGUCCCUGUUGUUGUCUGGACCUAAGAACAAUUAUCUGCUUUAUAAUACAACACUGCAGAAUCAAUCACUGCACCUAUGUAUCUACAUGUGGGGAAAGUCAAAUAGACAAAUGACUGUAGUCCUUGUCCCUGUGCUAGGCAGGUCUGAGAUGUUGUUCCUGAAUGAAAUUAGUCUUCUAUUAGACUUCAGGCAGUUAUUCCGGUAAUGCAAAAGGCAAGGCAAGCCCUUAGGUGUGGUUUAUAGCUUCCAAUGGCAUGUAAUCUCCUCCAGAGACUAUAUUCACCAGUAGUCACUGAGCCAUAUUCAUUUGUCCACAGAACCAUGCAUAGGGUUCUGCUUCAUCCCACUAGCCCUAAGUAUUAUCUCCCAUACCCUUUAGAGCUACUACUGCUGAUAAUAAAGCUUCUGUGUUGUGCACGAAGCCAGCCACAUCUCUCUGACAUUUCAGCCCCUAGGAAUGCUGUUUUCAACCCCUUUCAUACCGAUAGUGCUGAGCACAUCAGCUGUGACAAGGCCAUGCAGUUAUAAUUCUGCACAGGGAAUUCUCUUCCUCCUAGGCAGGACAGAGGAGCUCUAGAUUUUGCAAAUGUCCAGUGACCAACUUCACAGUUCAAGCCAUAAUUAGCUAGCAAAACUGGGUAUAUGAAGAGUGAAGUGCAAAAGUCCAUGGCUGUUGAAAUGCUGUCUAUCUGAGACAUUGCUGUUAAGGUCCGUCUUCCACUUCUGCUUGAUGUUAACUGAAGUGACUUAGCCCAUUUAAAUCAAUUGGCCUCGUCACAGCAGUAAAGGCAAUCAUGGGAUAAUGUCUUUGCAGAAUUAUUUACAGACAUAAAGCCACAAAACCGUCCAAAUAUUAGCUCAAAGAAAUUGUAUUACACUGUGAGAAAUUGUAAGUCCCAUACCUGCAGGAACCAGAGUAUCCAGGAAAAACAAAAACCAAAACUCAUGGCAUAAAUUUGUUACUUGCAAAUGCUAACUUUAACCAAGUACAACAACCACAAUUCCCUAAGCAUUGUCAAACAAUAAACUCCUGCAACAGGAACACCAGAGGAUUUUGCUACAGUGCACAUCAAAUAGAGCUCCUCAUCAGCCUUCUCUGAACAACAAGAAUGGGGAAAAGUGUCUCUAAGUCCUUUUUCCAGAGUCUCAGGUUCUCUUGUUCCUAUUCCUUUUUCAUCUCUCAUGAUCAGCCAUACUUAUGAAAGUUGAGCAAAUAAAUCCUCUAGGUGGAAAAUUCUCACCACUGACCCCACUGUUCAUUUAUUAGAAAUGAAAGCUGUUCUGUUCAUACUAUUAACGCAUCUCCUGGUCCUUUCCUUGGCUUGCUAUAGGAUGUGUCUUCCUCAGAGCUGUGUUGUUACUCCAAAAGCCUGCAGUUUUAAUGUGAGCAACUUUGUUGAGAAACAUUCAUGAAACUGAGUAGAAUAGACAGUUUGCAUAUGCAUUUUUAGAAAAUAAGUAUCUCUGGAGUGCUGUCCUCCCAGGAACUGGCCCUGGGAACAACAGGUCCUGGGGAAUGGCAGUGUCCAGGGAACCCAGUGGGUACUGCAGUGGGUCCCAAUUGGGCACUGCCACCAUACUGCCCACACUGCAGAGGUAGGCACCUCGAUCGCCCAGAUCUUCACCAGCCUGGCUGCAAGAGAAUGGUGACUGCAAACCAUGAGAGUUUUUACUGAGAGCAAUUCCAAGCAAGAGCUUGCUGCUGUGAGAAAACCCCAGCUGUGGCUUGAUGCCUUUACGCACAACAGGAACCAUUUCCUUAUUCACACCACACACUCCUCAUGAGAAGUCAUACUGGUGCUCCUGAUUAAAGAGCAGAAAUUUCAUUUAAUGUUCCAAAGGGGACUUCAGGGGACUUUCUUCUUUCUCUCAUUUUUUUUUCUUUUGGCAGAAGAAACAGUGUUAAGAGACCUAUGCCAGCGAGAAAUUGAACUUUGAAGUGAUUAGGAGAAAGAUGGGAAUGGGGAGGGCAUAAACCCAGAUCCUUAAGACUAAGAUAAAUAGUACAGUCUAAGAGAAUAGCAAGGGUGGCUGAGUCAGCCUGGGGAUAGGAGCAGAUGGAAGAGACUUCUUCACUGGGAGGAAGAAAAGUAUUAGUCCAUCCCAGAACAGAGCUGUUCUGGGAUGUCCUUGCAAGCCUGGGAGGCACUGAACAGUGUGACUGUCUGCUACAGACCCCUGUGGAGGAGCUCUUAGCCACAUCACUCAUCAGCUGAAGCUGUUCUUUUCCUAAGGGGAUGCAGUAUGUGGAGGGCUAGUGCCUGACUUGGCCUUGGUUGGCUCCUGGUGGCUCCUGGCUCUGAGGCUAAGUGUGGGAAGCUUUGUGCUCCUUCUAAUUCAAGGUGUACAGGCAGGGGACAUGCUGCUGUUUCUAAGACAGAUUAACAAUGCUAUUGACUUGUCCCACUGAUUACUUUAUAAGCCUGUUGCAGAAGUUCAUUGGUUUCAGAGCAAUGGUGGCUAGGUUCCUAACAAUAAUAUUGGAAAGUGUCAUCUAGGUAUUGACUUUCUCAAAUUAGCUUCUUAUCCUGUGUACCUGACUCCUGCUUUUACUACUUCAAGAACACCUGUACUGUCAACACUGUUUGCUAAACAGAAAUUCAUGGAUUGCUUGUUUAAUGGUGCAUACUUACUUCACACUAAGCCUGUUUGUGUAGUAACUUUCUGACACUCUGUAAAUGAUCCAGAGAGAACCUGGACAAUUUUGUUGUAUAAGCGUGUUGUAUUUGGGACCAAUAUACCUGCUUGUGUGCUUGUAUGGAAAUGCUGAUAUGACACAAGAAUGUGCUUAUAUGAUGGGAAGUCUCUUCUUAAUAAAUGGCUUGCAUGACUGAUCUGAUGCUAAAUAAACUAGUUUAUCUA